AUGGCAUUCAGUGCUCGCUCCAAGAGUGUGCGCGGCCUGUUGCUGUUGGCACUUGGGCUUUGCGCUCUGACCUUUCAGUCUCUGGCUUUCACCAAGACGGAGGUGCCUGAAGCACAGGCCUCUGGCUUUACCGCAGUCAUUGCAGACCACGCGCUGCUGAUGUCCUUCGUGCUGAUGGCGCUCUCUGGGGCAGUGACGCUCCUGGAAAACUCGACCACGCCAAACCCAGGGCCUGCGGAAAAGCGACCAGACUAUGGCACCUUCCUCAUGAUGCAGAACCUGCUUUGCUUCACCUCAGGCUUCAUCAAUGCGUUGUGCAUCAUUGAUAUGGGUAUGACUGUCUCCCACCAGAGCGGCAACACCAGCCACGCCGGCCGACUGAUCAUGAAUGGCGGCGCCAAGUUCUUCCACCUGAUGUGCGCCUUCUGCGCGGGCUCCUUCUUCGCGGGCUACAGCAAGAGCGACGUGGAGGCCGUGUACCAAGGCCGCUUCUCCCCGAACAUGUUGGGCGCCGCCCUGGCGGUGGUCUUCGGGUGCAUGAUCCACUACUGCAAGGCUGAGAGCGGACACAACGACGCGGCUUCGGAGAGCCUGCUGCUCUUUGCCUUCUCCCAAGGCAUCCAGAACGGCGUCACCCGAAGGUGCACCUCCCUGCCCAUCUGCACCACGCACUUCACGGGCUACUUGACGGAUGUGGGAACCGGCCUGGGGCUCUGGGCGCGCGCCAUGGCCAAUGGGGAGGCGCCGCCCACCCUGCUGAAGGUGCUGCUCUUCGCCGCGGGCAUCUUGUUCUUCUUGCUGGGCGGCGUGGCUGCCAAGGAGACCCACGGCCCCUACGGCAUGCAGGCGGCCCUGAUCCCCGCCGCCAUCAUGGCCGCGGUGGCCGGCGGCUUGAUCCCUGUCCCCAAGCCAGCCAAGGCCCAGACGGCAUGA
Molecule: messenger RNA, 933 nt
Organism: Effrenium voratum
Lineage: Eukaryota; Dinophyceae; Suessiales; Symbiodiniaceae
Source: the annotation of a GenBank genome assembly